AAUUGUAUCACUACAGUUCUUGUAAUCGUGCUGUGAACAUUAUUUAGUAUAAAAAGCGAGUCAGAAAGUGGCUCUGACGGAGUGUCUGUAAAACAGUCGUGGCUUAAACAUUUUCUGUGAAAACCAGAAGCUACGCAACGUCUCUUCCUUGAAGGAACAAUAGCACGAGCAGAAAAAAAACAACAACACACAAUUAAUUUAUUUGUAAUUUAGGAUCUAUAUUUAAUAAAACCAAAUAUAUCAACAUGUGUGACGAAGAGGUUGCCGCGCUCGUUGUCGACAAUGGAUCCGGUAUGUGCAAAGCCGGUUUCGCCGGUGACGAUGCCCCCCGGGCCGUGUUCCCCUCGAUCGUAGGUCGCCCCCGGCACCAGGGUGUGAUGGUCGGUAUGGGCCAGAAGGACUCGUACGUCGGUGACGAGGCCCAGAGCAAGCGUGGUAUUCUGACGCUCAAAUACCCGAUCGAGCACGGUAUUGUCACAAACUGGGACGAUAUGGAGAAGAUCUGGCAUCACACCUUCUACAAUGAGCUGCGUGUUGCCCCCGAGGAGCACCCAGUCCUGCUGACAGAGGCCCCGCUCAACCCGAAGGCCAACCGUGAGAAGAUGACACAGAUCAUGUUCGAAACGUUCAACACACCGGCCAUGUACGUUGCCAUCCAGGCCGUGCUGUCGCUGUACGCCUCAGGUCGUACCACCGGUAUCGUGCUUGAUUCCGGUGACGGUGUUUCGCACACAGUACCAAUCUACGAAGGAUACGCUCUGCCACACGCUAUUCUCCGUCUGGAUUUGGCCGGUCGCGAUUUGACCGACUAUCUGAUGAAGAUCCUGACCGAGCGUGGUUACUCGUUCACCACCACUGCCGAGCGUGAAAUUGUCCGUGACAUCAAAGAGAAGCUCUGCUACGUUGCACUCGACUUUGAACAGGAAAUGGCCACCGCUGCCUCGUCCUCCUCGCUGGAGAAAUCCUACGAACUUCCUGACGGACAGGUCAUCACCAUCGGAAACGAACGUUUCCGUUGUCCGGAAGCUCUGUUCCAGCCCUCAUUCCUGGGUAUGGAAGCGUGCGGUAUUCACGAGACCACCUACAACUCGAUCAUGAAGUGCGAUGUCGACAUCCGAAAGGAUCUGUAUGCCAACACAGUAUUAUCCGGCGGUACCACCAUGUACCCAGGCAUUGCCGAUCGCAUGCAGAAGGAAAUCACCGCCCUGGCCCCGUCGACGAUGAAAAUCAAGAUCAUUGCCCCUCCAGAGCGCAAAUACUCCGUCUGGAUCGGUGGUUCUAUCCUUGCCUCGCUGUCGACCUUCCAGCAGAUGUGGAUCUCCAAGCAGGAAUACGACGAAUCCGGCCCAUCCAUUGUCCACAGAAAGUGCUUCUAAGCUAUCUUCGCUUACUAGCAGUACUAACUGUAACAAUAACAACACUCUUUUACCAACAACAUCAAUGAGGAAAACAAGAGCCAAAAUUAAAGCGAAAUUACACGAGAAAGAGAUUACAACAACAACAACAACAAGAUCCUUUCCAUCACGAAGCAGAAGAAGACAGUUAAAAAAGACAUUUGAGAAAAACUUAAAAAUAAAAAGACAAUUCCUGUAUUAUUACUUAUAAUAA
Molecule: messenger RNA, 1608 nt
Organism: Malaya genurostris
Lineage: Eukaryota; Metazoa; Arthropoda; Insecta; Diptera; Culicidae
Product: actin-5C
Exons: 2
Coding region: 246-1376 (376 amino acids)
Biological process (GO): mitotic cytokinesis
Source: RefSeq, a predicted model, not a curated record